Molecule: messenger RNA, 1551 nt
Organism: Phalaenopsis equestris
Lineage: Eukaryota; Viridiplantae; Streptophyta; Magnoliopsida; Asparagales; Orchidaceae
Product: glucan endo-1,3-beta-glucosidase 14-like
Exons: 3
Coding region: 1-1365 (454 amino acids)
Biological process (GO): carbohydrate metabolic process
Cellular component (GO): plasma membrane
Molecular function (GO): hydrolase activity, hydrolyzing O-glycosyl compounds
Source: RefSeq, a predicted model, not a curated record
AUGACCUCCGCUUCCCGUCUUUAUCUACCGGUCGAUCUCCGGCGAAGAUGUCGAUUUCUCGGCAGAGCUGUUGAACUUGCUCACAACCGAGAAAGAAAAACCCCCUCAAGUGCGUUUUUCAGUUCCCAAGCCUCAACUGCGGCUGGGGUUCUCGCGUGGGCGAUGGCCGCCGUUUUAACCGGCAAUCUUGCUACGCUUCCAGAUGUCUUUCCAGCUUUCUUAGCCUUCUUUCUAUUGUUUGUAGGCAUUGGGACAGGUGAGGCAUUCACCGGAACUUAUGGCAUAAAUUACGGUAGAAUAGCUGAUAAUAUUCCUCCACCUGAAAUAGUGGUCUCUCUUCUUAAAGCAGUAAAGAUCAAGAAUGUUAAGAUCUACGAUUCCGAUCAUGGCGUGCUUAGGGCAUUUAAGGGAUCCGGGCUUGAGUUAGUUGUGGGACUCAGCAAUGACUAUGUCAAAGAAGUAAAUUCCAGUGAAGACCGAGCCAUGGAAUGGGUUAAGGAAAAUGUUCACUCAUGGUUACCUGAUACACAUAUCAGAGGAAUAGCAGUUGGUAAUGAAGUUCUCGGAGGGGCAGACCAGGACCUCGAAGCAGCAUUGUUUGGUGCAAUAAAGAACGUUUAUAAGGCUUUAUCGCGGCUUAAACUGACUGAUCUUAUUAAAAUCUCGUCACCGCACUCACAGGCUGUUUUCGCUAACUCAUAUCCUCCAUCAAAUUGCACAUUUAAAAGCAGUAUUUUUCAGUAUAUGAAGCCCAUCUUGGACUUCUUUUCAGAGAUUGAUUCUCCUUUUUCGCUCAAUAUAUAUCCAUUUAUAGCAUACAAAGGUGAUCGUCAGCAUAUUGACCUUAAUUAUGCUUUAUUACAGCCAAAUCAUGGAAUAGAUGACCCUAUCUCUAAUCUGCAUUAUGACAACAUGUUUGAUGCUGAGAUAGAUGCAGCUUAUGCUGCUUUGGAAGCUGCAGGGUAUGGUAAAAUGGAAGUUGAGAUUACUGAGACAGGAUGGGCUUCUGGUGGUGAUGAAGAUGAAACUGGAGCUUCGCCUCAAAACGCUCAGACAUACAAUUAUAAUCUACGCAAAAGGCUUUUCAAGAGAAAAGGAACACCACGAAGACCCAAAAUUGUUAUAAAAGCAUAUAUAUUUGCCUUGUUUAAUGAGGAUUCGAAGCCAGGGCCAGGUUCUGAGAGGCAUUAUGGACUAUUUAAGGCUGAUGGGAGUAUUUCGUAUGAUAUUGGGCUUUCUGGUGUUUCAUCGUGGCAUGCAUCAUCCUCAUUUUAUGCUCUAAAGGAUUUCUCUGCCAGAGGUUGUUUGUGGCCCUCUUCUUUGGUUUUAGUUACUUGUAUAUGGAUCCUGCUUCUUGAUCAGUAAGUAUUUAAGUCAAAUUUAGUCCCACAUUUCUGUAAUAGUUCUCUCUUAUACAGAUGCAGCAAAAAAUCACUAAGAGUAGGAAUGGUUUUCUGUGCAUCACGUGUUCUUGUGCAAUUAUUUAUAUUAUUUGACUGUUGGAGUCUGUUUUUCCUUCCGUGUUUUCACAUUCAUUAUCUUAAAAUAGUG